AUGGACACGACGAAGCUCGAGCUUUAUGACCAUAAUCCAGGAAGCAAUGGCCACGUCCACGUGUCGGCCACCACUUUAGGCUCUCUGGGCCCGCUGAGGCCGUUGUCCAACACCCCGUCAGACUCUGAGUCGGGGGAAGACGACGAUCGGGAUGGCUCCAAAAAGCGCAAGAGGCCCAUGAACGUCACCUGUGAAGCCUGCAAGCAGCGAAAAGUCAAAUGCGACCGUGCUCAGCCUGCAUGUGGGUGGUGUUCUCGGAAUGAUCAUCCAUGUGAAUACAGAGAGCGGAAGAAGCCUGGCCUUCGAGCCGGUUAUGGUAGGGAGCUAGAGGGAAGACUCGAUCGCCUAGAGGCUUUGUUGAAAGAACAAGGUCGCCAAUUGGCCGCCCAUCUGGCAGAAUCAUGCACCAUUGAUGCUGGAGUCAACUCCGCCAGCAAUAGACACAGUGUGCAAGGCUUAGGUUCCGACGUCGCUCGGCCGCGCGUUUCGUAUGAUACCCAAGCCAUCGAUGUCACUGGUGACCUUCAGCAACAGAUUAUCGACCCCAACUUGCAUGCUCCCACCUCGCGACAUGGUUCCCUACAGUAUCAGCAAGGAGCUCCAGACCAGCAGAUGGCGGCGCAGCAGAGCCAUUACACUCCAUCUGCUCAGUCCCAUACCCUCACUUCGCCGCAUUCCACCACAGGAUUUCAAGGCACACACAUGUACAAUGAGUACUCGGCCAUGCUUCCACCAUAUGACCUUCUUUAUGCCUUGGUGGAUCUCUAUUUCAAACACAUCAAUAUAUGGCUGCCUUUGCUGGAUAGAAAGACCACUCUAGACACUCUCUUUGGAGCUUCGACUCUCGACGAAGCCGACCGAGUGCUUCUGCAUGCCAUUGUUGCAACUACCCUACGUUUCUCGCAAGACCCUCGAUUGACCCCCGAGGGCCGCCAACACUAUCAUGACACCUCCAAGCAGCGUGUUCAGUUGUUUGGCCUGGACAAUUCAAACGUCCGAGCGCUGCAAGCACUCGUCAUUCUGGCGCUGGAUGUGACGGGUUCGACGAAUGGUCCGCCAGCGUGGAAUCUUCUUGCUUUGAUCAGUAGAAGCAUGGUGCAACUGGGGCUUGCGGUUGAAUCGGGGUCUGCGCUUGCCUCGCCAAUGUAUCCUUCGAUUGCAACCCUCAGGGCUUCUGUCCUCGCCGAGCCCAAGUCUUGGAUCGAAGAUGAAGAGCGGCGCAGGCUGUUCUGGGCAGUUUACCUGCUUGAUCGCUACGCCACUAUAGCCACGGCUUUCGAGUUCGCGCUGGACGAGAAAGAGGUUGACCGGCGCCUGCCUUGCAGAGAUGAUCUCUUUGCUGCAAACAAGCAGGUCGAGACAAGAUGGUUUCGGCCACCGGAGCGCCCCAGAUAUGCGACAGGAAUCGCCGACGCCCAUGGACAUUUCUCUUACCACUGCGAGCUCAUGGCUAUUCUUGGUCACAUCCACCAGUUUCUGAAACGGCCCGUGGACAUUGGCUCUUUGACUGACGUGGAACAGUGGCAAGGCUCGUACCGAGCCCUCGACAGCGACCUAAACGCGUGGCACUUCAGUCUGCCUGACGAAUUCGCCAACAUCACACGCCUUCUAAAAUCCAACGUGCCUGCUAAAAAUACCAAUUGUGGCUGGAUCAUGCUGCAUGCAGCAUAUUGUCUGACGGUCAUUCGGUUGAACUCAUCUGCGGCGUAUCCCAGCCAGACUUCGCCAAUCUUCUCUUCGUCCUACAGCGCUAUGCAGCGGUGUUUAUCCGCUGUUGAGAAUUUGCGUCAGCUCUGUCGUUUCGUCAAGCUCAGUGGCCUGCUGGACCGUCUCGGGCCCCCAUUUGCCUUUGCCAUCUGGGUCGGGGCACGGGUCAUGCUGGUGCACGGGUCGACCAUGGAUCACGAAGUGGAUCCAGACAUUGACUUCUUCGUGACGACGCUCGCCGAAAUGGGGGAGAAUUGGCUCGUUGCCAAACGAUACAGCGAAAUCCUGAGCCGGGUUCUAGGGGAAUAUCGACAGUCGCAGCGAGCCAGUGGAGUGACAGGGGAGAGGGUAACUCCGUCGACGGUGAAAAUCCUGGCCGACAUGCGCCGGUGCGCCUACGAUCUCGACUUUCUCAUCUCCCGCCAGCCACAUGCUGCGGCCGUCAAAUCAUACCACCCAACCCGAACAAACACCCCGGCCCCCAACGAGCUCGAGUAUCUUGAUGUCUUUGACCUUUUCAACUUUCCCCGGGUCCCCAUGACUCAGGAAGGGGUGGAAAAUGGAAACGCACAAGGCCUGGGCCAAGCUGCGCCCCCGGAUCUGUCGGCCAUGAAUGCUGGGAUGAUCCCGAACUUUGCAGUCCCGAAUCCAGAAGCUGAUUGGCUCUUCCAUACAAAUUAA
Molecule: messenger RNA, 2388 nt
Organism: Fonsecaea pedrosoi CBS 271.37
Lineage: Eukaryota; Fungi; Ascomycota; Eurotiomycetes; Chaetothyriales; Herpotrichiellaceae
Exons: 4
Coding region: 1-2388 (795 amino acids)
Biological process (GO): DNA-templated transcription; regulation of DNA-templated transcription
Cellular component (GO): nucleus
Molecular function (GO): DNA binding; DNA-binding transcription factor activity, RNA polymerase II-specific; zinc ion binding
Source: RefSeq, a predicted model, not a curated record